Molecule: messenger RNA, 3789 nt
Organism: Mucor velutinosus
Lineage: Eukaryota; Fungi; Mucoromycota; Mucoromycetes; Mucorales; Mucoraceae
Exons: 1
Coding region: 1-3789 (1262 amino acids)
Molecular function (GO): zinc ion binding; nucleic acid binding
Source: RefSeq, a predicted model, not a curated record
AUGGCUGAAGACAAUCAACAACAACAAAUACCACCCAACUAUGUUCAAUUCAUGGAACAAAACCAACACAUGCUCACCAACAUGAUGACUGCCUUCAUUCAGGCACAAAAUCAAGCACCUGCUGUCAAGUUGCCAACACCACCUACAUACAGUGGCACUCGCAAUGCAAGUGAAAUUGAUGCCUGGACUCGUUUGAUUGACAAACAAAAGCUGCACAACAGCUGGAAUGAAGAACGCACCUACAAUUUUGCCUCUUCUUUGCUAUCUGGACGUGCUGCCACUAUUGUUGCCCAUUAUGAAGAUCCCGACAGUAAUCUUACCACACCUACAACGUGGAUGGAGCUGAAGGACAUUUUGAUUAGCAAUUUCCGUCCCACCAACGAUCAAGAUUUGGCCCGUGAUGUUUUGGUCACCAUUCGCCAAACCAGUUCAAUUCGGGAUUAUGUGGAUCGUUUUAUGGAUGCUGUCAUUCCCAUCAAGGAUAUUAGUGAACGUGAGCAAUGUGAUCGUUUCAUGAGAGGUUUAAAGGACAAGGAAUUGAUUGCCAAAAUUCGCGCCAUGCCUAUUGAAUCACGUACGUUGGAGAAGCUGUUCUCUGAUGCUCUGGCUCAUGAAUUCGCCCACCAUCCGGAGAUCAGUGCUGGUGUUCAGACAAACACUAGAUACAAUAACAACAACGGUGAUGUACAGCCUAUGGACCUAGAUGCCAUCAUGCAUCGUAACAACGACAACAACAGUAACAGCUACAGCAACAACAACAACAGAAACAGAAAUAACAACAGGAGAAACAACAAUAAUCGCGGCCGUAAUAGGUAUGAUCCCAGCCUCACAUGUUUUCACUGCAAGAAAGUUGGACAUACCACCAAGAAUUGCCUCUCCCGUGCCACUGAAAUUAUGCAUGCAUUUGACAAGUUGGAUCUGGACACUAGACGCAAGCUUUUCAAGAAUGUUGGUGUUUUGAACUGUAUUUUGGAUGUUGAAUACAGAGAAGAGGAUAACCAUGGUUGUGAUUGCAACCAAUGUCAAAGUAGUAAUAAAGCUAGUGGUUCCUCUUACCUGUUGUCCCUGUGUGAUAAAAUUGCGGUUGAGAAAAGAAACGCACAGAUGGAUGAAUUGAAUCAAGUCAUUGCCAUGAUGGAUUCCUCUGUUGCGUCUUCUCCUGCUUUGGCUUCUGUGCCUGUUACUACCCCGGAUAAUGUCUCUGUACCUGUGCCAGACAACAAUCCAGUGGUGAAUUUAAACCCUGUCGUUGCGAACUCAAAUACUCGUCGUCCUGUGGAAUUGUCUCCUAUCAUUCAAGAUUUGGAUACGUCAACCACCAUUGACCUCACCACUGACUCUGUGUACCUGACAAAUUUAUUGAAUGCAGCAAAUACCUCAACUCUACCUUUGUAUGGAGCAACCGUCAGACUCAACCAUUCUCUGGGUGUAGUCAAAGUCAAGUGCCUAAUUGACAAUGGUGCUAGUGAAAACUACAUCUCAGGUAGAAUUGCAAACAUGAUUGAAGGCCAUCGUAGCGUGAUCCAUGGAAGAGAGGUUGAAACUGCAGGUGGCAAUGUAUCUCCUAUUAAUGAAAAGAUUGUCUACGAUUUGAAUUUGCAAGGUCAUACAAGCCCAAUGUCAGCAUUCGUCUUUGAUACAAAGUUCGAUGUCAUUCUUGGUAGAUCCUGGCUCAAGGAACACAAGCCUGUUGCAGAUUGGUUUGAUGAUACGUGGACCUUGUCUUGUUGUGGUCCUGGUAAAACCACUAUCUCACCCACGUCGUCUUCCUGUGUGUCAAGCACACCAACUCAACAACCGCCUGAAUUAAAUUACUUGGUAUCUCAUCUUCAAGCAGAGAAAAUGUUGAAGGAGGAAGGCACAAAUGCAUGUUUCUUGUACAUGAUGGAUCAAGGAGAGAAGGAUGGCGCAAGUACUGGAAUUACUCAAGAGAAUGUGGUAUGGACAGAUCAACUGAUGAAGGAUUUUCCAACGGUUUUUCAAGACAAAUUACCUGGCCUACCACCCAACAGACAAAAUUUCUCACAUGUGAUCAACGUUCCUGAAGGUGUCAAUCCCAUCAACAGACCUCCUUUUCGUAUGAGUCCAGCUGAACUUGAUGAAUUGCAGCGUCAACUGACCGAACUGCAAUCUCUGGGCCUCAUUCGACCAUCGUCGUCACCAUGGGGUGCUCCGGUAUUAUUCGUCAAGAAGAAAAAUGGUGAAAUGCGAAUGUGCAUUGACUACCGCGCUCUGAACAAGGUCACUAUUCGCAACUCUACCCCUUUGCCUCGCAUUGAUGAAUGCCUGGAUCGUUUGCAAGGCGCUUCGUGGUUCACUUGCCUGGAUCUUCGUUCCGGCUACCACCAAAUUAGGCUAAAAGACUCUGAUAUCCCACUUACUGGAUUUAAUACCCGAUAUGGUAAAUGGGAAUGGCUCGUGCUGCCUUUCGGACUUUCAAAUUCUCCACCCAGUUACCAAACUUGGAUGAACGGAGUUUUAAAAGAUUGCAUUGACAGAUUCGCUUUGGUUUACUUGGACGACUGUUGCAUCUUUAGCAAGACAUUAGAAGACCAUAUCAAGCAUGUUCGUCAAGUACUCUCCAUCUUUGAAAAGGAAGGGCUCAUUGUCAACUUGAAGAAAUGUGAAUUCGGUAAGCGUGAGCUAGAAUUUCUGGGUUUCAAGGUCUCCGCGAAUGGUAUUUUACCAUCGUCAUCGAAAGUGAAAGCUAUCCAAGACUGGCCAAGACCUACUAAUGUGCAAGAGGUGCGUCAAUUUGUUGGAUUAGCACAGCAUUAUCGCCGUUUCUGCCCGAACUUCUCUUCUGUGGCUGCUCCUCUUACUGAAUUGACUCAUGGUAAUGGUGCUAAGAAACGUGCUAUUGUCUGGAAUGAUCAAUGUGAAGUUAGUUUCAAAGCUAUCAAACAAAUGCUAACAUCAUCUCCUUUAUUGAAACUACCUGAUAUGAGCAAGCCAUACCGCAUUGAAACCGAUGCAAGUGACUUUGGAGUAGGCGCCGUGCUUUUACAGGAGGAUCCUGAUUCUUCUACUUGGUUGCCAAUUGCGUAUGAAUCCAAGAAAUUAUCUCAAGCUGAACAAAAAUUGCCUGCCCAGGAACGUGAACUAAUUGCUAUCAUCCAUGCUUUGAGAACAUGGCGAUGUUUUGUGGACGGUUGUCAAGGUGGUUAUACUGUGUAUAGUGAUCACAAGCCUCUGAUCUACUUCAAGUCUCAACUGAACCCAACACCUCGUCUUGUUCGUUGGAUUGCAGAUUAUGAGGCAUUCUCGCCAAAUAUCGAGUACAAAGCUGGAAAAGACAACGAAGUGGCGGAUGCUCUCUCAAGAAAACCAGAUUUACUUGUGGAAAAUGGAGAGAAUAUACCUUCGUUGGCACCUGAAUACUUAUAUGCUGCUUGGGAUCAGUUGUCUGAUACUAUCAAGACUGAUUGGCCUAUUCUGUAUGUCGACAAGAACUACGAAAAAAUGAAAUCAGAUGCAUUGCGAAAACGCAUGGAAAAGGAGGAGGAUCAGUUUGUGGUACGCCAAAGAACAGUGUAUCGACUAGUCAAGAUGGAGGAUGGAAGCAUAAAGCAAGUCAAAUUUAUUCCGUUCUCGGAUCGUGCUGAUUUGGUUUUCAAGUAUCAUGAAGCUUUUGGCCAUGCUGGUAUCAAGACUAUGCUAAAAAUGUUCACUGAAAGGUACUGGUGGCCAGGUUUGCGAAAGGAUAUUCAAGACUGGCUGAAAACUUGUACUGCUUGUCAGCUGAAUAGUCGCCGUGAUCAGGUUCAUCAAGAUGUUGUAAUGAAAUAG